Messenger RNA from Striga asiatica, 450 nucleotides. The record is from the annotation of a GenBank genome assembly. Lineage: Eukaryota; Viridiplantae; Streptophyta; Magnoliopsida; Lamiales; Orobanchaceae.
AUGGCAAUGGGUGACAAACCCGCUGGGGGGACCCCCCCGUCACCCGCCCCCAUUAGGAAAAAUACCCCCGUCACCCGCCCCCAUCACCCGUCUCGGAUUUCCCCCAGACCCGGCACCCGUGUGGGUGACGGGUACCCAUCGGGUGACACAGACCCGAUUUCCGGUGAGGAGAUCUGCAGCGGCGGCGUCGGUGACUUGACCGCCGGCCUCGAGGUGGAGUUCUGCUCGCCUUCUCCCGUUGCGGCCUACGGGCUCGACGGCGCCAGCGCGGCCGCGGAAGCGGAACCAGCCAUCUUGGUGGAGCGGUGGAGCCGCCGGUCGCACGCAGGAGCUGCCGGCGUGGAGUGGAGUGGAGCUGCGACAGAGCGAGAGCGACUGCGAGUGUGCGUGGUGGGCGGGGGCAAGGCCGUCUAUUUGCGAUAUAGACGACAACCAUUGGAGAUGCUCUAA